Molecule: messenger RNA, 1475 nt
Organism: Mytilinidion resinicola
Lineage: Eukaryota; Fungi; Ascomycota; Dothideomycetes; Mytilinidiales; Mytilinidiaceae
Product: alpha/beta-hydrolase
Exons: 1
Coding region: 75-1295 (406 amino acids)
Source: RefSeq, a predicted model, not a curated record
CCUCAAUCUCAUAAAGUCAUCCCAAAUCUAAACUCAACCAUCAAAAAGUCUCCUAACCUUCCUAAAAGCCCAAGAUGCCCACCAACUGGAUCCUUGGCGAUCUCUUCACAAGAGACUACGGCCACGCUGGCAGCAUCGCAACCCUCUGGGCGCAGCGCUGGCACUUCCCCUGCAAGCGCGGCGUCUACCCAUUCCACGACGGCGUAUUCGAAGACUUCGAGCCCAUCUUCACCCACCUCAUCGCUAAGGAUAUCAACGACCCCUAUUCGGACGCGUACACCUCCGCCUUCCUCCCCGCCGCCGACGCGCUUGUCGCAAAAGCAGAAGGCGCAGAGAACUCAGACAAAGCCCUCGCCAUCCAGUUCUACAAGCGCGCCAACGCGAUCUAUAGAUUGGCGAGGUUCCCCUACAUCAGCGGCGACUUGAAGAAACAGGUCUUCGAAACCCAGAAGCGCGCGUACCUCCGCGGUGCGAGCCUUUGGGAUGUUCCGGUCACUGAGACGGUGGUACAGCAUACUCAUGCUGGUACUGGUGAUGGCGAUGCUAUCCCGCUCUACCUACGCAUUCCCCCGACCGCUUCAAAAUCCUCGCCUUGCCCGGUUGUGCUGUUGAUCACCGGGCUCGACGGCCAUAGGCCUGACAACACGGAGCGCACGGAAGAGCAUCUGAAGCGCGGCUGGGCGACCGUGAUCUGCGAUAUCCCCGGGACGACGGUGGAUUGUCCGGCGGCGAAGACGGAUCCGUUGUCGCCGGACCGGCUGUUCACGAGCAUCUUAGAAUGGAUUGCCUCUCAGCCGCAGUUUGACAGCAAGAAAGUGCUCGCGUGGGGCUUGAGUGCAGGCGGCUACUACGCCAUCCGCCUUGCGCACACCCACGCCUCCUCUCUUGUUGGGUCCGUCGGGCACGGGGCAGGGACGCACCAUUACAUCGGCCGCGAGUGGCUCGAGCAGGUUGGGAAGCACGAGUACCCCUUCGGACUGGAGCGGGCGUAUUGCGAGAAGUAUGGGUAUGAGAGCUUUGAGGAGAUGAAGGAGAAGUGUCAGAAGACGUUUAGUCUGGUUAGUGGAGAGGGGGAGGGGGUUGCGGUGGUGGGGAAAGGGUUACCGAGUUGCCGUUUGCUGCUGAUUAAUGGGGUGUUGGAUGGGUGUAUGCCGAUUGAGGAUAGUACGUUGCUGAUGGAGUAUGGGACGCCGAAGGAGGGGAGGUUCGUUCAGGGGAGAGCACAUAUGGGGUAUCCAGAGGCUAAUUCGUAUGUUUAUCCAUGGAUGGAGUCGAUUCUUGUUACGGCGAGUUGAAGGGGAAAGCAAGAGUAGGGAGGGGAGGGUAGGAUAUUUUCGGUAAAGCAGCUAAUUUACCGCUCAAAGGGUCAGAACCAACGCUACGAAACAUAUGCCACUGAAAGGCUGCUUUGAGGCAGAGUAUAACCCAUCAUCUUCACAUAUGUAAUCAACUCGUUGAAGUUAAAGGUAAAAAGA